Yamadazyma tenuis ATCC 10573 is the source of this 1377-nucleotide messenger RNA. NCBI's taxonomy places the organism in Eukaryota, Fungi, Ascomycota, Pichiomycetes, Serinales, Debaryomycetaceae. The record is from RefSeq and is a predicted model, not a curated record.
UUAUUGAAUCCCAAGCUUUUUCUAGACAAAAACACCCAGGUCAUUUGAUCAUAAAACACUCGUGCCGUUUUGCAUAAGCCCUUCCAAUUGCAUCACAGCCUACGCCUUUUGCAAGAGUCCCUCAAUAACUAGCAUAUUCUACUUCUUUUGCAUUUAGGUUGUAUUACAAAAACAAUUAUUAGAAUCGACCGUUUUUAUUUAUUCUAAGGAGUCACAAAGCUUUUCCAAUAUGUUCAGAUCGUCCAUCAAAGCGUCCAACACCGUCUUCCACAAAGCUGCUAUUGCCUCGGUUGGGUUGACUGGUUUAAGUGCUUCCUAUUUAUUGUACAAAGAUUCGAUGACUGCCAAUGCCAUGACUGCUGCAGAACAUGGAUUACACCCUCCAAGCUAUGACUGGCCUCACAACGGAAUGUUUUCGACGUUUGACCACGCUUCCAUCAGAAGAGGUUUCCAGGUUUACAAAGAAGUUUGUGCUGCUUGUCACUCAUUAAACAGAAUCGCAUGGAGAAAUUUGGUGGGUGUUUCCCAUUCAGCCAGUGAAGCCAAGGCUUUCACCGAAGAGUUGGAGUAUGAAGAUGAACCCGAUGAUGAAGGUAACCCUAGAAUGAGACCCGGUAAAUUAGCGGAUUAUCUUCCAAGUCCUUACCCUAAUGAACAAGCUGCUAGAGCCGGUAACCAAGGUGCUUUACCUCCAGACUUGUCCUUAAUUGUGAAAGCCAGACACGGUGGUGCUGACUAUAUCUUUUCCUUAUUGACCGGAUACCCAGAAGAGCCUCCAGCAGGUGUCCAAUUACCUCCCGGAUCUAAUUACAACCCUUACUUCCCAGGAGGUUCUAUUGCCAUGGGUAGAGUAUUGUUUGAUGAAUUGAUUGAAUAUGAAGAUGGUACUCCUGCCACCACUUCUCAAAUGGCUAAGGAUGUUUCGACUUUCUUGAACUGGGCUUCUGAGCCAGAACAUGAUGACAGAAAGAAAUGGGGAUUGAAGGCCAUCAUAGUGAUUUCAUCAUUGUACUUUUUGUCGCUUUGGGUCAAGAAGUUCAAGUGGCAACCAAUCAAGAACAGAAAGAUCAAGUUCAACCCUCCAAAAAACUAAAUAAUAGAUAGCUUGUUUAAUUUAUAAGAGUAAUAUCUGCAAAGUAAAGAUGGGUGGUGGGCCUGUCUCGGGUAGUUGUCAGUAGUUCAGAAACCCUACCAGCUAAGCUAAAACUAUACCGGCUCACAGCAUUUGAAAGUCCCACUGGUCGCUCUAACCAUAACUAUGUUCUCAGACACACCAAAGUUCUUACCAACCAGCUACCGGCACCUUCCGCUGGAAACGGGUCGUGUCCCCCUAACGCUCAUCCGGCGAAUUAAGUACUGCGGUUGCGCAGCCCGGCC